This is a messenger RNA of Aspergillus steynii IBT 23096, 1581 nucleotides long. RefSeq lists its product as uncharacterized. Lineage: Eukaryota; Fungi; Ascomycota; Eurotiomycetes; Eurotiales; Aspergillaceae. The record is from RefSeq and is a predicted model, not a curated record. The transcript has a single exon. The coding region runs from base 392 to 1435 and encodes 347 amino acids.
AAGGCUCAUGGUGUCCUGCUACAUUUAUAAAAUAUUAAUUAGCAGUUUAGGAGGCAUUUCUUCCUCGAUAGCAAUCAUGGCCACUGGAUGUAAGGGCUAUGAGUGUUACAACUCAGUCUCACUCUUGUCUACGCCACUGCCAGCAAGGCUAUCGGCAUCAAGCGACCGUUGAUGAGUUUUGAACCUGGCCAUUUUGUGGCUGAGUACAAAUUCACAUAUCUGAUUUGCAUAGAUUAGCGCAAUAAAUCCGACGCAGAAAGUCUUCAUGGGAAAUAGUCCGUAUUAUCUCGUCGCGCUAAAAUCGCUCCCUCUUUUUGAGUUCUUUUUUCCUUUCUCUCUUAGAUUCAACGAGAACCCCCGUUGAUAUAAGGCAACCCAGAGCCUCGCCACAAUGUCUUCUGCUAUGACGAGCAAGGCUCCGUCGCCUACCGCUUAUCCCCAGCCAGAAAAACCGGAGAUCCUCGAGCCGCCAUUUUCCAAUUCUGCGAGUAUCCGCUUUUCCCAGCAAUAUACGCACCCAGCUGGAGUCAACUUCCAGCACAAGCUGAUAAAGCCAAGCGAGGAUCUACAUCAGUAUUUGGACUUGGACCUCGCAACCCCGAAAUUGAAUCGGAUUCACCAUUUACUAUGGCUGGCGGGUCUCCCACGGGCGGCGCGGCCCUUACAUCGGCAGAAGCUGAUGAAGCGUUCAUUCAUUCUCACCGAAGCCCCGGACGAGCAUCUCGUCUGGAGCCCGGGCUAUAUAGUCAUCAAACCGGUACCGGAAUAUCUCCUCGACCACGAGUUCUGGGCCAGGAACAUCUGUCCCCAUAGUGAGCUGCACGCCUCCGCCUGUGGGCUCCUUCUUUCCUACGCCUGGCUCAUCACUCGCGUGACGGAUUUCCAAAUCGCAAAGGAUGAGCGAAUCCUCCCUGCCGACGUAACCUGGGAAGCGUGGACGCGACUCGUACAAGAGUUUCUGGACUGGAUGGACAAUCAUCCGAUUCAGCACAAUUCCGUCACGCACCUGUCCCAGCCCGCUAUUAACCAGCGCUACGAGUUUGGCGAGCUCCGUCUCAGCCGCCUCAACCCGCUCUACAGACUCACGCCGUCGACAUUCUCCAUGCACAAUCUUGUGUUCGGCUUCAUGCCAAGCUCGACGUGGUACCGGGCGUUUUUCGAGCAGAAUUUCUCCUGGAUCCUGGCUGUGCUGGUGUACAUGUCUCUGCUGCUGUCGGCCAUGCAGGUCGGGCUGGCGACGGACGAGCUGCAGGGGAAUCAGCAGUUUCAGCGCACGUGCAUCGUCUUUACAUUGGGCUCGAUUUUCUUCACGGUUGUUUUGGUGGGGGUCAUGCUGGUGUUGUGGACGGUGUUGUUUUGCUAUCAUAUUGGGUUUACGAUACUAUUUCAUAGGCGGUUGAAUCGGAAUGGGCCAGAGAGUGUAGCCAACUUGUGACGUCGUCUAGAUAUAUUUUCCACUUAGUGGGCGUUUAUGAUGAAGAUGUUGGUGAGUAAUGACUGGAAUCUAGAAUAUCUUGCCGGUCUUUAUAUAGCUGGUUUGGAACGUCGUUGAAUGCUAUCACAUAUAAACUAGGCAGAUAC